This is a messenger RNA of Cyprinodon variegatus (sheepshead minnow), 934 nucleotides long. RefSeq names its product PCI domain containing 2 (gene pcid2). Gene Ontology annotation, biological process: poly(A)+ mRNA export from nucleus; post-transcriptional tethering of RNA polymerase II gene DNA at nuclear periphery; transcription elongation by RNA polymerase II. The record is from RefSeq and is a predicted model, not a curated record. Gene Ontology annotation, cellular component: transcription export complex 2. The transcript is spliced from 10 exons. The coding region runs from base 115 to 867 and encodes 250 amino acids. Lineage: Eukaryota; Metazoa; Chordata; Actinopteri; Cyprinodontiformes; Cyprinodontidae. Gene Ontology annotation, molecular function: double-stranded DNA binding; RNA binding.
UGUCCGUCAGUGGAAUCAGUCCGUGUUCCGGCUGAAUGAAGCGCAGCUGCAUGGUUGUUCUGUCAGCCUAAAGCUUCAGUCGGAGGUGUGAGCGGCUCCUGAUUGGCUGCCCCAAUGGCCCACAUCACCAUCAACCAGUACCUGCAGCAGAUAACCGAGGCCAUCGAGAACCGGGAGGGAUCCUUCUGCGCCGAGCUGCUGUCCUUCAAACACCCCCAUGUGGCCAAUCCCCGCCUGCAGCUGGCCAGUCCGGAGGAGAAGUGCCAGCAGGUUCUGGAGCCGCCGUACGAUGAGAUGGUGGCGGCUCAUCUCAGGUGUACGUACGCCGUGGCCAACCACGACUUCGUAGAGGCCUACAAGUUCCAGACGCUCGUCGUUCAGUCCUUCCUGAGAGCCUUCCAGUCCCACAAGGAGGAGAACUGGGCGCUGCCCAUCAUGUUCGUCGUCACCCUGGACCUCAGGAUCUUCGCCAACAACGUAAGAACCGUCUGCAACCAGAGGGGGCGCUACAGAAGGUGGUCCAUCAGUGAGGGGAACCUGCUGCUGCUGAACGAGGCGCUGUCCAAACAUGAAACCUUCUUCAUCCGCUGUGGGAUCUUCCUCAUCCUGGAGAAGCUGAAGAUCAUCACCUACAGGAACCUCUUCAAGAAAGUGUAUCUGCUGCUGAGGACCCACCAGCUGCCGCUGGACGCCUUCCUGGUGGCUCUGAAGAUGAUGCAGGUGGAGGACGUGGACCUGGACGAGGUGCAGUGCAUCCUGGCCAACCUCAUCUACAUGGGUCACAUCAAGGGUUACAUCUCCCAUCAGCACCAGAAGCUGGUGGUCAGUAAGCAGAACCCCUUCCCCCCGCUGUCCUCCAUCUCCUAGACGUCCCUGGAUGGACCAUGUUCUCCGCCUGUUUUAUAAAAAUCUGCUUCAAUAAAGCUUUCUGUUU